Molecule: messenger RNA, 2143 nt
Organism: Acipenser ruthenus (sterlet)
Lineage: Eukaryota; Metazoa; Chordata; Actinopteri; Acipenseriformes; Acipenseridae
Gene: coasy
Product: CoA synthase
Exons: 10
Coding region: 198-1835 (545 amino acids)
Biological process (GO): coenzyme A biosynthetic process
Molecular function (GO): ATP binding; dephospho-CoA kinase activity; pantetheine-phosphate adenylyltransferase activity
Source: RefSeq, a predicted model, not a curated record
ACUGUGUGAUCGGUUUGAAGUGUAUCCGCAGUAUGUUUAAAGACCCAUGUCAAGGUUUCUGAUAAUGACAAAAGCAUUGAACUAAGUGCUCUUCAAAACCUACCCAAAGGGACCAAAAGAUGGGUUUAAUAUGGGAAAUGUAUCAUUAAAUAUACAGGCUGAUUAGAAAGUAGAAACAGGACGCCUAUCACCCCAACAUGACCAUGUUUAGCACUGGUGUCCUGGUCCUCACAUCUCCACUGAACACUCUGCCUCUGCGGAUCGCACCUGUCUUGACGUCCGCUGCCCAAAUAGUAGAGCGUACGCUGUACGUUCACUUACACCCGGGGCUGAACCUCUCCAGUGCAGCCCAGACCAGGCCUGUCUACAUCCCGGCAACGCGUGACGUCACCAGCCUCAUAACAAGACUCUACUCCAAAGCCGCGGACGUGUGCAGCCACUUGGACAUCAGGGUUCUCCUAACCAACAUAAGAGCCCAUAGCCUGUCUCACAACCCCUUUCCCUCCGCUCAGACCCUGUCCCAAACCCCAGAGGUGGUCCUGACGGACUACGGCGUGUCGGAUUCAAGCCAGAUGAACCUAGCAAAGCAGUGCCUGGGAAAGUAUGCUGCCGGCUGUUACGUUUGCAAGCCCAACCUGGCGACGGUGCUGCUGGCUCCGGGGUUAGAACCUGCGGCAGAGGGGGGGAGCUCCGACAGCUCCCCAGCCCUGAAGACAUACAGCGACGUGGUGGUCGGAGGAACCUUUGACAGGCUGCACGGCGCUCAUCAGAUUCUCCUCGGUGUCUCUUGUCUGCUGGCAGAUGAGCGCUUCCUGAUCGGCGUUUCGGAUCAUGAUUUAUUGAAAAAUAAGAUGCUGAAGGAGUUGAUCCAGCCCUACUCUGUGCGGGUGAAGAAGCUCCGGGAGCUACUGCAGGACAUCAAGCCGUCUCUCCGCUACGAGAUCGUGCCCCUUUCGGACCCCUACGGCCCCUCCAUCACAGACCCCCACCUCCAAUGCAUUGUGGUCAGCGAGGAAACGCGGAAAGGAGGGGACGCCGUGAACAAGAAGAGGCUGGAAAAUGGUCUCCCAGAACUAUUCCUGCACGAGAUCCAGUUGAUUAAAGACGCCCACCACACCGAUAUUGAAGAGGAGAAGAUCAGCUCUUCCAGCCUAAGGUUCCGUCUGCUUGGGUCACUGCUGCAACCGCCACAGGAAAACCUAAAUAUCCCGGCGCUCCCCUACGUGAUCGGUCUGACAGGAGGCAGUGGGAGUGGCAAGUCUUCUGUUGCCAAGCGUCUGGAGGGACUGGGAGCGGCGUGCAUAGACAGUGACAGACUGGGGCACGAGACCUAUAAGCAGGGUGGUCCUGCCUAUCACAAAGUGGUCCAGGAGUUUGGAGCGGACAUUUUGAAUGAAGAUGGGACAAUCAACAGAAAGCUACUUGGCAGAAAAGUAUUUGAAAAUAAGGAGAAGCUGAAAUGCCUUACCGAUAUCGUAUGGCCGGAAAUAGUCAACCUCACCAAAAAACAGAUAAGCGAGGCAGCAGCUGACGGCAAGACGGUGUGUGUGGUGGAUGCAGCAGUCCUUCUGGAGGCAGGCUGGACAGACAUGGUUCAUGAAGUCUGGGUGACCAUUAUUCCUGAGACAGAGGCAGUGACUCGUAUAAUGAACAGAGAUGGUGUGGCCGAGGAGGAUGCAAAGAAAAGACUGGCUAACCAAUGGACCAACUCCCAGCGAGUGGAGCACGCUAAUGUGGUCCUGUGUACCCUGUGGGAGCCUGAAAUAACACAGAGACAGGUUCAGAAAGCCUGGGAUCUUCUUCAAGAGAGAAUAAGCAAAAGAAGAAAUCAUUAACCUUGAUUGGUCAGCUUUAGUAAAAGUUCAGAAAUUAUACAAACUUUUUUUUUAUCAGUAUAGUAAAUAAAAAUGAUUCAGGUACAGUAAUUAUGAAUGAUUGUAUAUGUUGGUUCCUCGUAUGUAGUGCCACUAAUGGAAAAUAUGACUGGUAAUUUUCAGAAUAUACACAAUAUGUACCCCGCAGAUCAACGUCAUGCCAAUCUAGCCAGACAACAUGUAAAUCAAAUUAAAAUGUGCAUUACAUUAGCUAGUGUGCCUUUGUUGUAAAAGCAACAGUUUAAAAAAAUAAAAUACUUUUAAAAGCU